Molecule: messenger RNA, 7249 nt
Organism: Loxodonta africana (African savanna elephant)
Lineage: Eukaryota; Metazoa; Chordata; Mammalia; Proboscidea; Elephantidae
Gene: GPCPD1
Product: glycerophosphocholine phosphodiesterase 1
Exons: 21
Coding region: 133-2187 (684 amino acids)
Biological process (GO): glycerophospholipid catabolic process
Molecular function (GO): starch binding; glycerophosphocholine phosphodiesterase activity
Source: RefSeq, a predicted model, not a curated record
CGGGCGCCGGUACCUCGGCCCCUCGGCUCGCAGCCCUCGCUGUCGGGCACUGCGGCGGCGCGGAGGCGCGGACCCGCGGACCCGCGGACCCGCGGAGCCGGCAGCACGACAUCCAAAAACAAAACCAUCAGAAUGACACCUUCUCAGGUUACCUUUGAAAUAAGAGGAACUCUUUUUCCAGAGAAACCGAAUUCCGAGGAAAUCAGCAAAAGACAAAGAGAAGUUUUUGCAAUAUGCGGAAGCUGCGAUGCUUUGGGAAAUUGGAGUCCUCAAAAUGCUGUGGCUCUUCUCCCAGAGAACGAGACAGGUGAAAGCAUGUUAUGGAAAGCCACCAUUGUACUAAGUAGAGGAUUAUCAGUUCAAUAUCGCUACUUCAGAGGGUGCUUUUUAGAACCAAAGACUAUCGGUGGUCCAUGUCAAGUCAUAGUUCACAAGUGGGAGACUCAUCUACAACCACGAUCAAUAACCCCUUUAGAAAGUGAAAUUGUUAUCGAUGAUGGACAGUUUGGAAUCCACAAUGGUAUUGAAACUUUGGAUUCUGGAUGGCUGACAUGUCAAACUGAAAUAAGAUUACGUUUGCACUAUUCUGAAAAACCUCCUGUCUCAAUAACCAAGAAAAAGUUAAAAAAAUCGAGAUUUAGGGUAAAGCUGACACUAGAGGGUCUGGAGGAAGAUGACGAUGAUAGGGCAUCUCCUACUGUCCUUCACAAAAUGUCUAAUAGCCUGGAGAUAUCUCUAAUAAGCGACAACGAAUUCAAGUGCCGGCAUUCCCAGCCAGAGUGUGGGUAUGGCUUGCAGCCUGACCGCUGGACGGAGUAUAGCAUACAGACGAUGGAGCCGGAUAACCUGGAACUAAUCUUUGAUUUUUUUGAGGAAGAUCUCAGUGAACCUGUAGUUCAGGGUGAUGCCCUUCCUGGACAUGUGGGUACAGCAUGUCUCUUAUCAUCUACCAUUGCUGAGAGUGGGAAGAGUGCUGGAAUCCUUACUCUUCCUAUCAUGAGCAGAAAUUCCAGAAAAACAAUAGGCAAAGUCAGAGUUGACUAUAUAAUUAUUAGGCCAUUACCAGAAUACAAUUGUGACAUGAAAUCUUCAUUUUCCAAGUAUUGGAAGCCAAGAAUACCAUUGGAUGUUGGACAUCGAGGCGCAGGGAACUCUACAACAACUGCCCAGCUUGCUAAAGUUCAAGAAAAUACUAUUGCUUCUUUAAGAAACGCUGCCAGUCAUGGUGCGGCCUUUGUAGAAUUUGAUGUACACCUGUCAAAGGAUUUUGUGCCUGUGGUCUAUCAUGAUCUCACCUGUUGUUUGACUAUGAAAAAGAAAUUUGAUGCUGAUCCAGUUGAAUUAUUUGAAAUUCCAGUAAAGGAGUUAACAUUUGACCAACUCCAGUUGUUAAAGCUCGCUCAUGUGACUGCACUAAAAUCUAAAGAUCGGAAAGAAUCUGUGAUUGAGGAAGAAAAUUCCUUCUCUGAAAAUCAGCCAUUUCCUUCUCUUAGGAUGGUCUUAGAGUCUUUGCCAGAAGAUGUGGGGUUUAACAUAGAAAUAAAAUGGAUCUGCCAGCAAAGGGACGGAAUGUGGGAUGGCAACUUAUCAACAUAUUUUGACAUGAACAAGUUUUUGGAUAUAAUUUUAAAAACUGUUUUAGAAAAUUCUGGGAAGAGGAGAAUAGUGUUUUCUUCGUUUGAUGCAGAUAUUUGUACAAUGGUUCGACAAAAACAGAACAAAUAUCCCAUAUUAUUUUUGACUCAAGGGAAAUCUGAUAUUUACCCUGAACUCAUGGACCUCAGAUCUCGGACAACUCCCAUUGCAAUGAGCUUUGCACAGUUUGAAAAUCUACUGGGGAUAAAUGCACAUUCUGAAGACCUGCUCAGAAACCCGUCCUAUAUUCAAGAGGCAAAAGCUAAGGGACUAGUCAUAUUCUGCUGGGGUGAUGACACCAAUGAUCCUGAAAACAGAAGGAAAUUGAAGGAAUUUGGAGUUAAUGGUCUAAUUUAUGAUAGGAUAUAUGAUUGGAUGCCUGAACAGCCAAAUAUAUUCCAAGUGGAGCAGUUGGAACGCCUGAAGCAAGAAUUACCAGAGCUUAAGAGCUGUUUGUGCCCCACUGUUAGCCGCUUUGCUCCCUCCUCUCUGUGUGGGGAGCCUGAUAUCCGCAUGGAUGCCAAUGGCAUCGACAACGCGGGGAAUGCUUAGCUUUUACUGCACAGAGGCUGUUUGGGGGCAUGCACCGCUGUUCUGGGUCUUCACUUCUCACUACUGAGCAUUGUUCAUCUAUGCCUUUUGGGUUCCUCAGUCCAAUGAAGCAAUAAUGAAGUAUUUUACUAUUUCUCUACAGUUCUUGCUAGAAUUUCAAGUAUGCCAUUUAAAUCACUUGGCCAGGUAUAAUUACCAGUCAGUCUCUUGACCAUGAGAAGAUUUAUUGGUUGGUAAAUAUUUUAAACUAAAAAUGUAAACCUGUAAUGUUAAACAAAUGCUCAUUAAUAGCAUAACUCUUUGAAAUUAAAUAUAUGACUAUCUCAUCUUUUCGCUUGUUAACAGCUUUUCAUUUGAUCAGGUCUGAAAUCUUUAGUGCUUGAGGAAAAUGGCUACGCAUAGUUAUACCUGACCAUGGGAAAAAUAAGUACCUCAGACGCAUGCGUUUGCACCGGUAAUUCCAACUGCACAAAUCUUCGUGCCAUCUCUGCACAUAUGUCUUUUUACGUGGAUUGACACGCCCGUUUUCCUUCAGUGUGAACCUUGAGAUGCUGCCAUUUCCCGUGUAACCAAACCCAACACCUGUGUAAACAGCCUGGACGUGAACCUUGAACACUUGUUUCUUCACAAGUCUUUCAAAAGUUGUUUCGCAGAAAGGUCACAAUUUCAAAAUGCUGCAGGGUAAUUUAAUGUAAAAUAUUAGUAAGAGGACGUACGUGUUGUAUACUUAGAGUAGGUCACAUGUGUAAAUUCUAUCCGAUGCAUGCUUCAGGGUUUAAGCAUGAGAUGGUACACGUUUACUUAAGUCCUUGCAUCUGUGGUGCUAGGUGAGUGAGAAGGUGCCAAGGACUGAAAAUAUUUUGUUGCCUAAAAGAAAAAGAAAAAAAAAAAGCCUGUUUGUAGGCAUUUUAAAUAUGCUUAUUUUAAGUGUCUCUCACUACCUAUUACACACCGUUGCUUUGUGGAUUUGUUUUGUGAGUGUUGUACAGUAGUUCAGUCUCCACGCAGAAAAAUAAAUGUCCUGAAUUCUCAUAUUGGUAUUCUUUAUUGGUUAAUGUGUAUCAUGCAUGUAAUUUAUUUAGAAAUGUAGAAGAUUCAACUAAAUGUAUAUGCAUGUUUUUUUUUAAGAUUAUACUAAGAUUUCCUUCAUUAGAAGCAGAUUGUUUGGAUAUAACUGUAACUUAAGAACGAAUGUUAAAUAAAAUGACACAGAUUUAUUUUCCUCAUUAUAAAAUGAAAUUUCAAGAAGUUGUUACUUUUAUAGAAUCAGUUUUAUAAUAUUGUUAUGAAAAAUUGAAAUUUAGUGUCUAGCCUAAAGAGCUGGCUUGUUUGCAUCUGCAUUUUACUGCAUGUUAUUUGCUAGGCAGUUUAUUCAUGUCUUGACAGACUUGGGGAGUAGCUGAGAACCGAAGACUUGAAAUUAUAUAUUGUAUCUUUUUUUAUUUUUUAAGCCAAGCAGUACGGUUUUGGCCAGGUCUUAAUUGUGUGAAGAUAGGCCUUGAAAUCGUAUGGUAUUGUUUUGGUGACACUGAUGUUUAAUGGAAAAUAGUUUAGAAAAUGGAGUAUUCUGGAAAGGUUCUGUGUGCUUUUCCCACAUUGAGAUUUUCCAGCAUUUUGGUGUGAAUUAGGUAGUUGUAGAAAACUCUUGAAAAAGCAUUUUUUUUCCUCAUCUGCAGAUCUUAGUACAGUACAAUCACCAUUACGUACAGUAAUUUGAUUGGCCAUAUGUAUGUGUUUCUAAUCCUGUUCCUUUAGUUCACCCUGUGCCCUUCCAGUUCCAGCUCCAUUUUGAAGGUAGAGGGGAAGCAGAUCAUGAAGGGAAAAAAGGGGAAAGCAGAGAGGACGAGGAAAGGAGGUGUGUGGAGUGCGCCUAGGCAGUUUAUGUUUAUUGAGAAGAGCUUACAAUAACUGCUUCGCAUACAGACAGAGCCUCCCUGCUCACUUUUCUAUCUCUUCCUGCCCAUAAGACCCAAUGCUAGUAGAUAAUUAAAAUAUAACAAGCAAUGGCUCUUGAUUUUUACAGGGCAAGUCCAGGCUCUGUGUCACUAGCCACUGCCGUAAACACUCGGCUCCAGCCACACCUACCCAGAAGUCCUCUGCUCCCCACGGACACUUUCUCCCUGCCAAACUCUCAUUUCUGCCUGAGUCGUCAGUUUUGUUUCUUGAGCCCUUGCCAAAGCUUCUUCAGGAGGAACGAAUCAAUCUUUUACUCCAUAGCAUUGUGUUCGUAACCUUGAUCACAUGUGUCACAGAACAUUCUAGAUAGGCGUGGUUAGUGUCUGUCUCAUCUACCAGGCUGUGGGCUCUCCAAGAGCAGCAGCCUUAUUUUAUUUCCACAGUACCUGGAACAUAGCAGAAGAUAACUGUUGGAAUGGUCAGGAUAAUUAAUUCGUAUCAAAUGCCCUUUUGAAUUAAGAGAUUUAGUCAUGUUUACUAGGAAUGUAAACUUUGAAUUGGUUUACAUUUUGAUCAUUGGGGUGGUUUAUUGAUGUCAAUUUUGAAAUGUAGAGGUCUAAUGUUAAAUUAUUUUAUAUUUUUCUGGAACUGAGUGAAAUAUUUGAUAAAAUGCCGCCAUUGUCCUGAUAUUUUCUAGUCUCUGAAAUUAUGUACUGUAACUGGGUGUCAACAUGAGGAACACAGCUCACUCCUGUGUCAGUAGUGCCUGAGAGCUACCACAGCUGGCCUCCUGCCACCCCAUUUACCUCAGUCCCGUUGUUCCCUUGUGACACUCAUCUUUCUUUCUCACCUCCAAGCCCCAUGCUUAGGCCUACCUCAGAACUGCUUAUCUGAAACGCCUUUCUCUGCUGUCCUUCAGUGUCCAGCUCAAGUGCCACCAUCUCCAUAAAACUUUCCUCAGCUUUUGAUCAGUUUCAUGAUAUUCUAAGACGGAAACAAAUGCAGACAGCCUCUAAAUUGCACUACUUCAUUUUGCAGCUGAGGUAAUAAACCCAGAGAGGUUAAAUGACUUACCAGGUUGGGACUAGAUUCUGAGUUUCAUGACUUCUAAUCUGGUGUUCUUAAACUCUGUUGCCUUCUGAAUUCUUGUGGCAUUUGUUAGCAUGUGCUUUCUUAUAGUCCAACUUUUUAUGUGCCUGUUACAUUUCCCUAAUAAGAUUGUGAGCCCCUUAAGGGCAGGGACUUCUUUGCAUUUCCGGCACUAUUAUAGUGCUCUAUACUUAGUUAUGAACUAGAUAAAUAAAUGGUGGUGGCAGCGAUCCUACUUUCCUAACUCAAAUUGUUUGACAGUGUACAUGCAAUUUUAUAUAGCAUGCUUGGCCAUUUUGUUUGGAGUGUGUCAUGUGCAUGUGUGCAUGUUUGCAUGUGGGGUUCUCACUUGUGCCCUGGUUGCUUGGAGUCACAUAUUUGAUGAGCUACCCUAACCAAUGAGCAGAAAGCUGGAAGAGUAGUGGUUAUUAUUCCACUGAUUCAAUUGGAAGAUAUGAUACAGCUUUUCCCCAGGUGUGAUUGCUGCUUCCUGGGCAAUAUACCUAAAUCCUGUCGCUGGUGGACUGAUAGUGAAGAAGGACUGGCUUGACCCUGGAGGGAGGCCACCUCAUUAGUCCUGGUGGACAGUCGUUGCCCUUGCUUCCUCUUCACAGCUGUGACUGGAUUUUGGUGGUCACAAUACUGCUGGUUUGAUAUUCUAGGCUGGAUAAUGGAGUCUGGUUAAUAUAGAUUUAGAUACAACUGGUUUACUUUCUUUUACAUUUUAGCUUUGGGCCAUGUAGUUUUUGGGUGGAAGGCAAAGUAUGUGUCUUAGAAAUAUUGCCUAAUUUUUGUAUUCAUGAUGAGAAAUUCAUUCAAAUAUUACCUCUUAAUGGGCUUAUAUGGUUUGAGAAAUGUAUUUGAAAUGUUAAAUAUAGUGCAAGAGAGUAUAUGAUUAAGGCCAUACAAGUAUGUGUUGGGGGAGUUAAGAAGGAGUGAUUGUGGAAAACCUUCAUGGAGCUCUCAAGCCUUUACAGAAAGGGGUAGACGUCAGCAUCGUUAUGAAACCAGUUUGGGGCACAGCCUGUGUAACCUCUGAGGCCAGGGUAGUAUUUGUGAUGUGUUCAGGUGGAAUGAAGGAGCCAUCCUGACAACAGAGAGGAGAUUACGAAUGCCAGAUAGAGGCUUUACAUCCUUGGAGGAGAUAAAGGUUUAUUAACGAUUUUAAAGAAUGGAAGUGACAUGAAAGACACAUUUAAAAAUAAUAAUGAAGAGAGAGGUGAUAUUAGUACAGGAAUAAUACAAGGAGAGGGGCGGGGAGUAAUCAUCUCCUGAACUGAUUCAAAUGUGCCCCUACCGCCUCUGAUGGGGAACAGAAGUGUGGGCGGGAUAGGCAGACUUAGGAAAUCACUUGCAAAGCCAAACUGUGUAAUUUUGCAGGAGGAAAGCCAUCAAAACUUAGCAAAGGUUCAGUGGUAUCCCAUGGUUUCCAAUGCCAUUUAUAGAUGAUUGCUAAGUAUCUCUUCAGCCCAGACCUUUACCCUGAACUCCAGAUGUCUGUCCACAUCUUCACUUGGAGGCCUACUGGGCAUCUCACACUUAACGCACCUCAGCAAAGCUUGUCCUACCUCCUUCCCCACCUCUGCCACCAAACCUGCUCCCAUCCCAUCCCCAGUAAGUGGUACCUAGGAGUCUCCCGUGGUUUUUGUCUUACUGAAACCAUGCGGUUAUUAUAGCUUUAUAUUAUACCUGAUUCAGUGGCUGCCCAGUUCUUUUUCAGAGUUUUUUAUUCACCGACGUUUUCUUAAACGUUUCGUAACUUGAGAAUCACCUUAUCAAAUGCCAGAAAAGCCCCUCUUGGGAAUUAGAUAGGUGUUCGAUUUUCUAGAUUAACGUGUGGGAAGGAUUAACAUUUUAAGAAUAAAUUUCUAUCCACAAGACAGUAUGUGUCUCCAUUUAUUCAGUAUAUUUAUGUCCUUCAGUAAGAUAAAGACAUAAAAAUUCUGGCUAAAUGAAGACACAUGUACAUGCGUCAGUUUCCCAUUUAGGCGUUGUAUGUUUUUUGAAGCCCCUAGGAAUAGAUUUUUUAUUUAUUUCUAUUACAUUUCCUUAAAUACUUUUCUUCUGCACCAAUAAU